Molecule: messenger RNA, 378 nt
Organism: Ophidiomyces ophidiicola
Lineage: Eukaryota; Fungi; Ascomycota; Eurotiomycetes; Onygenales; Onygenaceae
Exons: 1
Coding region: 1-378 (125 amino acids)
Source: RefSeq, a predicted model, not a curated record
AUGCUUUCUUCACAGACCCGCUGGGGGCUGCCUGGCUCGAACCACUCCCUCACGCAGCCCUCCACUCGCUGCAACUCUCCCACACAAUCUGCCAUAAGCGCUCGACCUCACCCCUCUGCUCGAUACGCGUCAACACCACCUACAUCUGCUCUGUGCUUCGGCUCCAUCGAUGCUAAAAUAUCCUCCCUCCUCCAGCAAGACGUGGAUAAGUCAAUCGACAGCGACUAUCAGCUCAAACUUGCCCUCACCGAUCUACUCAACUGCUCCGAUAUCAAAUCCGACCAGGAGGUGCGACGAUGGGUACAGAAUCGGCUGAUGGACACUGAACACCGCCUAAAGGCCCGACGCAAAAGCCGAAUCCUACAGUGUGACAGAUGA